Messenger RNA from Frieseomelitta varia, 1749 nucleotides. RefSeq names its product RNA-binding region-containing protein 3. Gene Ontology annotation, biological process: mRNA splicing, via spliceosome. Gene Ontology annotation, molecular function: pre-mRNA intronic binding; U12 snRNA binding. The coding region runs from base 224 to 1486 and encodes 420 amino acids. NCBI's taxonomy places the organism in Eukaryota, Metazoa, Arthropoda, Insecta, Hymenoptera, Apidae. The record is from RefSeq and is a predicted model, not a curated record. The transcript is spliced from 6 exons. Gene Ontology annotation, cellular component: U12-type spliceosomal complex.
AAAUGAUAGUAUUGAGCAAGGAGAAAAUACACUAAAAUAAAGUACUGUAUUAAUAACUAGUUUAUUAAUAUGUUUCAUUCUUAUAAUUUUUAACUUGUAGGUCUCAGAUACACUUAGGAUUCUUCAUUUACCACCAGAACUUUCUGAUGAACGACGUAAUGAAUUAUUUAAAAAAUAUGGUGCUAUUAAAACACGAACAUUGAGGCUUUCUAAAAAGUACACCAUGACUUUUGCAAAAUUCCAAUCCCAAGAAAUAGCUUUGCAAGCAUUGUUACGUUUACAUCAAUUAAAUGUCAGAGGGCAAUAUUUAACAGUUGAAUUUGCCAAAAAGCCUGUAUCAAUAGAAAAAACAGAAAAUGAUCUUGAUAAUGACAAACUGACAAAGGAAGAUAAUAAAAAAGAAUCUACGAACAGAUCCAAUUUUCAAGCAUUUUUACAAAAACUAAACAGUUGGUCUAUGAAUCAGGCUUUCACUCAACCACCUCCACCAAAUAUACAAUAUGAAUAUUCACCACCAACAAGAGGCACUUUAAUAAGAAUAGCCAUACAAUUAUUAAAAGAACCAGCUUUUUACACUCAGGUUUUACACUUGAUGAAUAGAAUGAAUUUACCUCCUCCUUUUGAAGAGUUGGAAGCAGAAUUUCCAGCACUUAAAGAAGUUUAUGAUAUAGAAAAAUAUAAUGAUAUUUUUAUUAGAGACAGAUUAUAUGCCAAAGGAGGCAUAGAUGUUUGCAAUGAAGAAACAGAAGAAGAAGAAUCAGAAAUAGAGUCAAAUGAGGAAGAUAAUGCAAAAUCUGUGGAAAUUAUACCUGUAAAAAGAAAAUGUCUACAACAUACAAAACGUUUAAAAAUUCCCAAGUUUAUUAAUCCAAAUAAACAUGUACCACCUUCAAAUCCUACACAAAAAGUUGUAAAACCAGCAGAUAUGUUUGAGCCAGUACAACGCGGUGAAACAAAAAAUCUUAAAAUCGAACUGAAAAUAGUGAAUAAACUCUUAGAUGUUUCGAAUAAAGAAGAAAAUACUGAUUCUGUAAAUGCUACAGAUGGUGGUUUUGGAAUAAUGUUUCCACUUUCUAAAAGUCUUGAUACUGUUGAAAACAAUGAAAAUACUGAGACUGUUGAGCAAAAAGUUAUUACAUCUAGUGAAUUAACAAAUAACAGAAUUUCAGCUAAUGAUCAAAGAUUGCUUCCUGUUUUUAAAAAUUAUCACCCGGGAAAACCAUCAAAUCGUUUGUACAUAAAAAAUCUUGCAAAACAAGUCGAAGAGAACGAUCUCCAUUUUAUCUAUCGAAAAUAUCUAGUACCUGAAUUAAAAACAGAAUUUGAGUACGAUGUGAGACUAAUGCAAGAGGGUAGAAUGAAGGGUCAAGCAUUUAUCACAUUGCAGAAUACGGAGAAAGCACAGUUAGCCCUCGAUGAGACAAAUGGUUUCAUUUUGAAAGAUAAGCCAAUGGUUGUACAAUUCGCUAAAGUAUCAAAAAGUUAACAAAAGCAUUCUUCAUUUGAUGUUACGUAUUGUAUUAUUUAUAAUUAAUGCUAAUUACAAUAAACAAAGAUCUUUUAUAUUUUCUAAUAAUUUUACAUUAUGAUGCGUUACGAUAUCUUGUUAGAAACAAGAUAGAGCUUGCUGUAGUUCAUUUACAUUUACGAAAACUUUAAUCACAUGUAACGUGGAUCUUACGAUCGAUGCGGCGAAGUGCUUAAAUUCAAUACUCUCUGUACAGAAGAAUAAAAGAUCUGUAUGAUAAA